GUGCUCCAGAUACAUACCCCCUGGCUCCCCAAACACCAGCCGGAACGGAAAGUGAAACUCUUUCAGUUUCCAAACACCAAAAGUCCAGUUGCCAACAGCUAAACUUUUCUUCUUGUUAUUUCUCUCCUGAGUUCUAAUCCUGACAAACCGGUUUACCACAGAUGGUCAUUGUCAAAGAAAUCAAAGAAAGACAAACAGAAGAUUUUCCUCAGUUUUCCAAAGGAGCUGAAUUGACUUCUCCAGGGAGUAAACAGAGGCAUUUACUUCAACUGAAAGUAACAUCAUCCAGGGCGUAAAGAUGAUUGCCCCAGGCACACUUUCUGUCCAGCCAGCAAGCAAUGAAGUUAACAGCGUUCAAGACAUCUACAAUGAACCAGAAAAUUCUGUGCCCAGCAUGCCUCUGGAUGAGUGGCGCCUCCUGCUGCUUGGGAAGAGCGGCACAGGCAAGAGCUCCUCCGGCAACACCAUCCUCAACGAGGAGGUCUUCAAGUCCGACAUGAAGCUGUCCCGCGUCACACAGUUCUGCGAGAGGAAGACCAAGAUCAUCGGUGGCAGACGGCCUGUGACGGUGAUAGACACGCCGGGUCUGUUUGAGACCAAGCGUUCGGAGAAGGAGGUGAUCCGGGAGAUUCUGCAGAGUGUCUCCCUCUACAGGCCGGGCCCGCAUGUCUUCCUGGUGGUGAUCCCCAUUGGACGCCUCACGCAGGAGGACAAAGACACCCACGACCUGCUACAGACCACCUUUGGCAAGAGGGUGUGGGACUUCACCAUCGUACUGUUCACCCACGGCGAUCAGCUGGACGGCAAGACCCUAAAUGACUUCAUCUCCAACGGCGACGAGGAGCUGCGAGAGUUCCUUCGCAAGUGCAGCGGCGGCUUCCUGGUCUUCAACAACAAGGACAUGGCCAACCGGGAGCAGGUAGCCAAGCUUCUGGAGAAGGUGGAGACCCUGGUGGCCCUGAAUGGGAACCAGUGCUACAGGAACCACCUGUACCCCGCGGGGGAGAGGAGGAUCAGAGAGCGGCAGGAGAUCAUCUUGGCCGAGAGGGACCAAGAGCUUGCGCAGAAGGAGAAAGGACUCGAGAAUCACUACAAGGAUGAUGAGCUGGAGAGACAGAGGAGAGCACUCUGGAGGAAAGCAGAGGUGGACGCUAGGAAGAAGGCAGAGGGCUGGUGGGGGGCGUGGAGGCCGGCAGACAUGUCCGCCAAGCUCCCGGCAUUAGCAUUAGCCAUCCUGUUUCUGCUGGUUGUGGUUAUUUUAAGCCUUAUUUUUGGUGUAACAAGCCUACCCAUAACCAAACCAAUUGAGAGUAAAUAAUUACUGAACUCGCACCUCACAUUGAAACCUGUAGGAAACCUGAACAUGAACAAAAUAUGGCAUCAAAAUCGUUACCUGGCUUUCAGAUAACAUUUUAAAAGAUGCCAUAGUAUUGUAUACAAAUUGUACCUGUACAGGUUUUUAAUUGAUAAUGAAUAUCAAGACACACCAAGAAUUUAAAAUAUGUUGUGUUUUUGGGGAAAUUGUGUUCACAACAAUGCACAACCCAUUCCAAUGUGAUCAAUAUCUCUUUUAUUACCUCAACAUGUAUUUACACACUUUCAUUUUACUAUGAAAAAACUACCAUAACCACUUACAAAAGAUAUCUGAAAAAGAGCAAUCACAGUUUGCAAGUUGCAACCUGGACCCCUGACCAACCCUAGAUGCAGAGGAUGUAGGCAGGGUGGUUUUUAAAAAGACCAGUCAUGACGUCAGCUAAUUGCCACGUAAGCCGUGGGAAAAAUAAAAUAUAUACAUGUGAAUCAUAAAGAAAAAAACAAUGAAUGAAUAGACACACCAUACCCUGCGUGACAGAAAAUAAAAUAAAAGAUAAUCAUAAUAAUAGCAUUUCCAUACAAGUGUCAUUGUAUUACAACCGACUCAAAUAAAGCAAUUCAAUUCCAAUUCCUCAUUAAGGCCGCCAGGGUGCACCGUCUGAAGCGUGAAGAUCCAGAACGCCUCUCUCUGUAGCAACGUGCGGUCCCUGUCACCCCCCCUUCUGUGUUGAUUGACCAGCUCUAUGCCCUGGAAUCUCUAAGAGCAUAUGUCAUGGCCCAUAUUAAAAUGCCGCGCUACUGGGGAUGUUGUGUGUGUACUUACUUAAAGAAACAGGGUCAUAGUUACUUGGCCCUGUGAAAGAGGUUGGACCUGGUAUUGCAAACUAUGAUCACUGGUGCCUGUAUGGCUUUGAAUAUGCAUUUCUGCUGAAUAAAUUGUUCACAAGGAAAACAU
Molecule: messenger RNA, 2269 nt
Organism: Engraulis encrasicolus (European anchovy)
Lineage: Eukaryota; Metazoa; Chordata; Actinopteri; Clupeiformes; Engraulidae
Product: GTPase IMAP family member 7-like
Exons: 6
Coding region: 299-1318 (339 amino acids)
Molecular function (GO): GTP binding
Source: RefSeq, a predicted model, not a curated record